AUACGUUUCUGUCUUACCUCUACUUGAAUGGGAACUUUAAAUUAAAAAAAAAAAGACACACUAUUCUUGCGAUCCACACUGUGAUCGGUGGGUUUGGGAAGACUUUUUACUACUGAAUAUUUUUUACCACAGAAAUGUCUUAUUUGCUUACUGAUUUCAAAGAAAAAGCUCACGAUGCUAGUAUUUGGGCAGCUUGCUUUACACAGUCUAAUACUAAUUUAAUUGUUACAGGCGGUUUAGACGAUUUCGUUAAACUUUGGAACUCUACUGACAUUUCUUUUCAAACUCAAUAUAAGCAUCAUUUGGCAGUUAUAUCCGUUGCUGCUGACAGUUCUGGAAAAUUCAUUGUUUCUUCUUCUCUCGACAGCAAUAUACUUGUUUAUGAUAUUGUAGAAGAAAAAGUAAAGCACAGUAUCCAAGCGAGUGAGCCCAUCUGGACCGUAACUUUUUCUCCAGAUGCCAAAUUCAUAUCUUGUGGAACAGCGAAUUCUGCGGCUCUUGUGUAUGAUGUCGAAAGCGGAGCUCAACUACAUAAACUUCCUGGUUCUCGCCCGAACAAAUACACGAUGAGUUUGUCUUUCAGUCCUGAUCAAAAAUAUCUAGCUACAGCUUCCGUAGACGGAACAGUUAAUAUAUAUGAUUUUGAAACACAAAAACUUUUGCAUAAACUAUCUGAUGUCCAUUCGUCUCCGAUUCGGGCAAUUACUUUUUCUCGAGAUUCCCAAUUAUUAGUCACGGGCUCUGACGAUGGAAAUAUAAAAGUUUUUGACGCACAGCACAUGUCUCACGUGGCCACUUUGCACGCCCACCAAUCAUGGGUUUUGUCUGUGGCUCUUAAUAACGAUCACAUUGCUUCGGGUUCCAGCGACCAUUUAGUAAAAAUCUGGGACUUGCGCACCCGAGCUCGCCUUGAUUCCUUUUCGAGCCACCAAGAUCACGUUUGGUCUGUUUGUUUUGAUCAAAACGGCUCUCGUCUCGUUUCUGCUGGGGACGAUGCUAAAAUACAAAUUUACAAGAGAGUCUGA
Messenger RNA from Zophobas morio, 1025 nucleotides. Its product is annotated as superkiller complex protein 8-like. Bases 135 to 1025 code for a protein of 296 amino acids. The record is from RefSeq and is a predicted model, not a curated record. The transcript has 10 exons. Lineage: Eukaryota; Metazoa; Arthropoda; Insecta; Coleoptera; Tenebrionidae. Gene Ontology annotation, molecular function: protein binding.